AUGAGCUCCGGUCCUUCUGGCUCUGCCCCUCCAAAGGGAAAGAAGCGGUCUCGCUCAGAAGGUAGCAAGCUGACGACGCAGCCGCAGCCAUCAUCCCAAUCGCAGAAGGCUCCCAUCCAGCCCAAGGAGACCAUUGACCUUACCAUGGCGGAUGAAGAAACGUCACCCACGACGACCGUAUCAACGGGCAGCCGUGCAACCAGUACUGAACCCCCCAUAAAAUUCUCCCUAAGACCGGUAUAUGGAAUGAUUGACCUGACGCUAGAGUCUGACGAAGACAAGGACGUCAUUGGCGGCAUGCACGCAAAGUCCAACCCAGAUCCCAAAGGCAAGCAGAAAGAGGUAGUAGUCGUCAAGAAGAAGUCUGAAAAGGAAAUCAAGCGUGCUGCCCAGCUCGAUCACAUCGCCAUCACGUUCACCCCCGCCCAGGCUAUUGCUGCGCUUGCGAACCCAAAGCCGCGUAAUAUCACGUAUGAUAUGCAGAUUGGGGAGCGUUUUACGUAUCCAGUCAAGAGGUCGUAUCAUUUGGGUGCCAUGGGUCGCUAUUUGCCUCCUGGUGCUGGUCCUGCUGGUAAUGACAAGGCAUCUGCUGCCGAGAAGAAGGAGUCUACCAAGGGCAAGGCUCCUGCUGAGGGCGGGAGAUCUACUCGGGAUAUGGCCUUUGAUGCCGACAACUAG
Bipolaris victoriae FI3 is the source of this 678-nucleotide messenger RNA. RefSeq lists its product as hypothetical. The transcript has a single exon. The record is from RefSeq and is a predicted model, not a curated record. Bases 1 to 678 code for a protein of 225 amino acids. Lineage: Eukaryota; Fungi; Ascomycota; Dothideomycetes; Pleosporales; Pleosporaceae.